Rhagoletis pomonella (apple maggot) is the source of this 1538-nucleotide messenger RNA. RefSeq names its product transcription factor E2F2 (gene E2f2). The record is from RefSeq and is a predicted model, not a curated record. The coding region runs from base 232 to 1206 and encodes 324 amino acids. The transcript has 5 exons. Gene Ontology annotation, biological process: regulation of transcription by RNA polymerase II. Gene Ontology annotation, cellular component: RNA polymerase II transcription regulator complex. Gene Ontology annotation, molecular function: RNA polymerase II cis-regulatory region sequence-specific DNA binding; DNA-binding transcription factor activity, RNA polymerase II-specific. NCBI's taxonomy places the organism in Eukaryota, Metazoa, Arthropoda, Insecta, Diptera, Tephritidae.
UUGUAUGAAUAAUUGUGACUCGAAAUAUGUUGUACUAUUGCGAAUCGGUCGUCAGUGAAAAAUUCUCAAUAGAAGAAGAAGACGAAAUGGCGGCAGUGUUAAAAAUUUAGUCAAUCUACUUUUAUUAAAAAUAUUCGCGCCCCAAUCUAGUUAUUUUAAAGCGAACACACAAAAUAAUUGUAUAUUAUAUAUUAUUAAACACUAUAAACAAGUGAGUAUUUCGUUCCCACCAUGAAUGCGAAAGCUGUGCGAGAUGCAAUAAUGAGCGAACGAGUAGUGCUGAAUGGCUCCGCGCCCACCCCAACCAGGCAGGAACAACAUCGCGCUGUUGGAUCCCUAGUGGUACUUACACAGAAAUUCGUGCGUUUGAUGAAGCAAAACCAUGGACGAAUUGAUCUCAAAGAGGCAACUGAGCUUUUGGAUGUGCAAAAACGUAGAAUCUACGACAUAACAAACGUUUUGGAAGGCGUGGGCUUGAUUGAAAAGACACGGCACAGCAGUACUGUGCGAUGGUGCGGCGCAUUAAACACAAGUACAGGUCGGGAAAGUCUGCGAGCGGCGCAUGCGCGAGCCAGACAUUUGAAAGCGCUCGAAGCCGAUGUAGAUCUGCAAUUAGAAUAUGCUCGUCGCAAUUUGAAGUAUGUUAAAAAUGAUGCGGUUAACAAGUCGUACGCAUAUGUGACGCGCGAUGACUUGCUUUCUACUUACGGAGAUAAUGUAGUUCUUGUAAUACCGAACCAUGAUGAGGAGGUCAAAAUAGAGCCUGGGCGCAAAUCUUUGUAUGUAUCGCUGGACAAUGGCGGCAAAGUUGAUGUGCGGCUGGUAACGCAACAAGGUACUUGCAUAGCGCCUAAACCAGAAACUGCGCCAUUGGUCUCCCGCUUAGAAACACCUUCACCCUCUUCAUCGAAUGGCUCACGAACGAGCUCAUCCACUAAGCCAACUCUAGUCACUGAUGAGCAUACGUACUUUUGUAAUCCUGACCAAAAGAAAGAACAGGAUGAGUUAGAAAAUCAACUCGCGGCUCGUAUAAUUUUUAAAAAUUCAUUGUCCAAACACUCAUUGCGCCGAUUUUUUCCUGAUGAUCCAAAUUUAGAAAAUGCACCCCUGAUUCAAUUAAAUCCCCCACACGAUGAUUACAAUUUCGUAUUAACAAAAGACGAAGGCGUAUGCGAGCUUUUUGAUAUUAAGUGCAAUACAUAUUGAGAUUAUUUCUUUGAUGCUUUUUGAAACUUUUUGAUCUUCAGUUAGUCCUUUGUACGAAAAACGCAUUUGUACAUAGCUGACUUCCUUACAAUUGCAAUACAAAUUCGUUACGAUUUGAAUUGGCUUUACUUAGCUAAAUUUUCCUUUUAGCUUAAUUAAUAAACAUUUAUAAAAUAACGAGUUUUUAAUAGCAAAACGCGUAGAAUACAUAUAACCGUACGAUUUAAUAAUCUAUUAUCAAUUUUUAGUUAAUGUCAAACAUUGUAAUUAAUGACUAGUAAAAAUUUUGGAGAUACAUACCUAUGAAUGUAAUUAAGGAAAUCAAAGACUUU